UUGUUGGUCCUGCGUCAGUGAUCGCGAUGGGAUACUGUAGUGUGGUGGUGAGCGUGUUGGCGCUGACGGCGCUGGCGACGGCCGAGCCGUCAAUCAGAGACAAUUCCUUGGACGGUGGGGAGCGAGUGCUGCUCGUGUCUCCGGUGUUGGCCCCUCCUAGGGACUCCAGGACACAUGACACGACGAGGUCAAGGCAGUUCCCUAUACUAGUGCUACUUGCUCAGGCGAACCCAUCGUAUGGUCGUCUGGAGCCCGAGGCCAAGUCCUUAAAAGGCAACCCGCAACCAAUUUACGUGAAGAAACUCGAAGACCAGGACAAACCUGAAAACCUGAACAGACAGAAGCGCCAUCUACUGAAGAAGAAAUUAUUAGGUCUGGGAGGAGGUGGACUAGCGUUCGGUGGAGGAUUUUCAAUUGGAGGAGGAGGCAUCGGCUUUGGCGAUGAAUCUUACGGCGGCGGUGGUGGCUACGGCGGAGGCGGUGGCUACGGCGGAGGCGGUGGCUAUGGCGGCGGCUAUGGCGGAGGCUAUGGCGGAGGCUACGGCGGUGGCUUUGGCGGGGGCCAUGGUGGUGGCUACGAAGAACCACCUGAAAAAAUUGUAGUCGUUAAAGUGGUUAAAGAUCGUGGUUACGGUCACCAUCACCACGGUGGUUACGAUGGUGGAUACGGCGGUGGCAAUGGAGGUGGCUACGGAGGCGGAUACGGCGGCGGCGGUGGUUACGGCGGAGGCGGUGGAUUUGGCUACGGCGGUGGCGGCGGCGGAGGUGGCGGCUACGGUGGAGGUGGUGGCUACGGCGGAGGCGGUGGCUACGGCGGCGGCGGUGGUCAUGGCGGCGGCUACCAACCUAACUACGGUCAUGGCGGCGGUGGUUGCGGAGGCGGAUGUGGUGGCAACGGAGGCUACAGUAGUGGCACUGCCACCGCUACCGCUACCGCUACUGCUACUGCUACUGCUACUGCAGGCGGCGGUGGUUAUGGAAAACGUUAACUUCGUCGUGCUCAGUGAAAUAUCAGAGUGUUUCGAAGUGCAUUGAACAAGCUGUGAUCAUAGGUGACAGGACGAUUAUUACUCGCUAGACACCAAAUGGCUUUAAUUACUUGGUAUCCAUGUAAUUACAGAUAGAAACCUUAACACUAUUGUGAGUAGAUCUAUUUUUAAAUGCAUUCAAAUGUACCUAUUUUUAUGUCGUUCUGAAAUAUUUCAGUAAUAUUGAAAUUUGAUACUUGCUACAGUUUAGACUAGGUUUACUUUUGAGUGUUGGAACAUAUUCAUUUUUUUUUUCUAUUAACUUUGUACUAAAGAUGCAGAAUUUUAGUAAACUUUUUUUAAGAAUAUUUAUAGAACUAUUUGUAGUACCUAUUGUUUAUUGAUGUAAAGGUAAUUAGUUUGCCUAUACAAUCAGGUAUGUAUUUAUAGUUUAUUUCUGUCAACCAAACGAUUUCCUAUCUAUUGUUACAUGAAUCCUUGUACUUUUUAUACCUAAGUAAUAAAAUAAUUGAAAUACAGUUAUUUUUA
Messenger RNA from Spodoptera litura, 1517 nucleotides. RefSeq lists its product as uncharacterized. Lineage: Eukaryota; Metazoa; Arthropoda; Insecta; Lepidoptera; Noctuidae. The record is from RefSeq and is a predicted model, not a curated record.